AUGGCGGAGGAUCGCUGGAGGAGUCGCCAUUUGCUCCGAGUACUAUUACUCUUCUUCCUCUGCUCGUCUCUGGCCCCCUGUUUUGCCAGUAAUGGUAACAGAGAAACCAUCGAGAUCGAGAUCGGGAUCGGUCGCUCGUCCUGUCCACCGCGACCUCGACCAUCACCUCCACCGCCACCGCCACCGCCACCUCCACCUCCACCUCCAUUGCCCUGUCCAUCGCGACCUCGAUCAUCACCUCCACCGCCACCUCCACCUCCACCACCGCCACCUCCACCUCCACCUCCGCCCCCACCUCCACCACCACCGCCACCUCCACCCCCACCUCCACCACCACCGCCCCCUCCACCUCCACCUCCACCUCCACCACCACCGCCCCCUCCACCACCACCGCCACCUCCACCUCCACCUCCACCUCCACCACCACCGCCCCCUCCACCACCACCGCCGCCUCCACCUCCACCUCCACCUCCACCACCACCACCACCACCUCGCGAGCCGCAACCGUGCGACUUCGUGAACGAUCUCCAGUACCGAGCUUAUUUGGUCAUCCAACAAUUCAGGAGAACCAUCACCUGCGAUCCCAAGAACAUCACCGGAACCUGGGUCGGAACCCGGAUCUGCUCCGACGGCAAAGGCCAUGGAUAUUCCGGUUUCUACUGCGAAGGGCCGCCGGAUAAAAGGAAUAUGCCGACGGUGGCCUCCGUCGACUUCAAUGGGUAUCACCUGGCGGCGCCGACGGUGCGCGGCUUCAUCGACGAUCUCCCUGAUCUCGCCAUUUUCCACGCUAAUUCCAACCGCUUCGGCGGCACAGUGCCGGAUCUCUCCCGCCUUCCCUUCUUCUAUGAGCUCGACCUCAGCAACAACGUCCAAACCGGCUGCUUUCCCUCCUUCGUCCUCCCCCUAGUCAACCUCUCCUUCCUCGACCUCCGGUAUAACAACUACUCCGGUCAGGUUCCCUGCGCCGUUUUCAACAUCCAGACGCAGGUGCUUUUCCUCAACAACAACAAGUUCAACGGCCAAAUCCCGGCCAACCUCGGGAAGACUCCCGCGAAUUACAUCACCUUCGCGUUCAACUACUUCACCGGGCCGAUCCCUCGGUCGAUCGGGCAAGCAUCCAAUACUCUGCUCGAGAUCCUGUUCCUCGGCAAUCAGCUCUGCGGCUGCCUGCCGUACGAGAUAGGGCUGUUGAAGAAGGCAACGGUGUUCGACGCCGGGAGCAACCAUCUCUCCGGCCCGAUCCCGCUCUCGUUCGGGUGUCUGAAGAAGGUGGAGCAGCUCAACCUCGCCGGAAACUUUCUCUCCGGCGAGGUGCCUGAUGCCGUCUGCCAACUGGCGAAUUCCAUGCACGGCCUCCUGGUGAACCUCUCGCUCUCCGACAACUACUUCACGUCGGUGGGGAAGUGCUGCGUCGAUCUGAUCAAACGUAAUGUGUUGCACGUGGAGAAGAACUGCAUUGCGGGAUUGCCGGGACAGCGGCCGGCAGCAGAAUGCGAGCGUUUCUUGAAGCAGCCGAAGCCCGUGUGUCCCGGAGCGCAAUACGUCCCCUGCCGGCUCCCGGCGAAGGAGGACGCUUGGGCGGUGGCAGACGGGGAGGCGGAUAGGGCGCCAGUGGCGUCCGGGUACGCGACUUACAAAGCGCUGCAUCCGCCGGAGAGGAGGAAGCCGUAGAUUCUCCGUGACGUGCCCAACUAUGAUUGGCGCUUGUCUAUGUAGAUUGUUCUUUGUUCAGUAACUCUGCCGGUAUAUUAUUGGGACGCAAUGCAUAAUAAUGCCAUAAAUAUUUAAUACUAUCAUUUGUAAGUUAAGU
Zingiber officinale is the source of this 1810-nucleotide messenger RNA. RefSeq lists its product as uncharacterized. Gene Ontology annotation, molecular function: protein binding. The transcript is spliced from 2 exons. The coding region runs from base 1 to 1671 and encodes 556 amino acids. NCBI's taxonomy places the organism in Eukaryota, Viridiplantae, Streptophyta, Magnoliopsida, Zingiberales, Zingiberaceae. The record is from RefSeq and is a predicted model, not a curated record.